GCUUCAGGCCCCACCGGGGCGCGGAGAGUCCCAGGCCCGGCCGGGACCGGGACGGCGUCCGAGUGCCAAUGGCUAGCUCUAGGUGUCCCGCUCCCCGCGGGUGCCGCUGCCUCCCCGGAGCUUCUCUCGCAUGGCUGGGGACAGUACUGCUACUUCUCGCCGACUGGGUGCUGCUCCGGACCGCGCUGCCCCGCAUAUUCUCCCUGCUGGUGCCCACCGCGCUGCCACUGCUCCGGGUCUGGGCGGUGGGCCUGAGCCGCUGGGCCGUGCUCUGGCUGGGGGCCUGCGGGGUCCUCAGGGCAACGGUUGGCUCCAAGAGCGAAAACGCAGGUGCCCAGGGCUGGCUGGCUGCUUUGAAGCCAUUAGCUGCGGCACUGGGCUUGGCCCUGCCGGGACUUGCCUUGUUCCGAGAGCUGAUCUCAUGGGGAGCCCCCGGGUCCGCGGAUAGCACCAGGCUACUGCACUGGGGAAGUCACCCUACCGCCUUCGUUGUCAGUUAUGCAGCGGCACUGCCCGCAGCAGCCCUGUGGCACAAACUCGGGAGCCUCUGGGUGCCCGGCGGUCAGGGCGGCUCUGGAAACCCUGUGCGUCGGCUUCUAGGCUGCCUGGGCUCGGAGACGCGCCGCCUCUCGCUGUUCCUGGUCCUGGUGGUCCUCUCCUCUCUUGGGGAGAUGGCCAUUCCAUUCUUUACGGGCCGCCUCACUGACUGGAUUCUACAAGAUGGCUCAGCCGAUACCUUCACUCGAAACUUAACUCUCAUGUCCAUUCUCACCAUAGCCAGUGCAGUGCUGGAGUUCGUGGGUGACGGGAUCUAUAACAACACCAUGGGCCACGUGCACAGCCACUUGCAGGGAGAGGUGUUUGGGGCUGUCCUGCGCCAGGAGACGGAGUUUUUCCAACAGAACCAGACAGGUAACAUCAUGUCUCGGGUAACAGAGGACACGUCCACCCUGAGUGAUUCUCUGAGUGAGAAUCUGAGCUUAUUUCUGUGGUACCUGGUGCGAGGCCUAUGUCUCUUGGGGAUCAUGCUCUGGGGAUCAGUGUCCCUCACCAUGGUCACCCUGAUCACCCUGCCUCUGCUUUUCCUUCUGCCCAAGAAGGUGGGAAAAUGGUACCAGUUGCUGGAAGUGCAGGUGCGGGAAUCUCUGGCAAAGUCCAGCCAGGUGGCCAUUGAGGCUCUGUCGGCCAUGCCUACAGUUCGAAGCUUUGCCAACGAGGAGGGCGAAGCCCAGAAGUUUAGGGAAAAGCUGCAAGAAAUAAAGACACUCAACCAGAAGGAGGCUGUGGCCUAUGCAGUCAACUCCUGGACCACUAGUAUUUCAGGUAUGCUGCUGAAAGUGGGAAUCCUCUACAUUGGUGGGCAGCUGGUGACCAGUGGGGCUGUAAGCAGUGGGAACCUUGUCACAUUUGUUCUCUACCAGAUGCAGUUCACCCAGGCUGUGGAGGUACUGCUCUCCAUCUACCCCAGAGUACAGAAGGCUGUGGGCUCCUCAGAGAAAAUAUUUGAGUACCUGGACCGCACCCCUCGCUGCCCACCCAGUGGUCUGUUGACUCCCUUACACUUGGAGGGCCUUGUCCAGUUCCAAGAUGUCUCCUUUGCCUACCCAAACCGCCCAGAUGUCUUAGUGCUACAGGGGCUGACAUUCACCCUACGCCCUGGCGAGGUGACGGCGCUGGUGGGACCCAAUGGGUCUGGGAAGAGCACAGUGGCUGCCCUGCUGCAGAAUCUGUACCAGCCCACCGGGGGACAGCUGCUGUUGGAUGGGAAGCCCCUUCCCCAAUAUGAGCACCGCUACCUGCACAGGCAGGUGGCUGCAGUGGGACAAGAGCCACAGGUAUUUGGAAGAAGUCUUCAAGAAAAUAUUGCCUAUGGCCUGACCCAGAAGCCAACUAUGGAGGAAAUCACAGCUGCUGCAGUAAAGUCUGGGGCCCAUAGUUUCAUCUCUGGACUCCCUCAGGGCUAUGACACAGAGGUAGACGAGGCUGGGAGCCAGCUGUCAGGGGGUCAGCGACAGGCAGUGGCGUUGGCCCGAGCAUUGAUCCGGAAACCGUGUGUACUUAUCCUGGAUGAUGCCACCAGUGCCCUGGAUGCAAACAGCCAGUUACAGGUGGAGCAGCUCCUGUACGAAAGCCCUGAGCGGUACUCCCGCUCAGUGCUUCUCAUCACCCAGCACCUCAGCCUGGUGGAGCAGGCUGACCACAUCCUCUUUCUGGAAGGAGGCGCUAUCCGGGAGGGGGGAACCCACCAGCAGCUCAUGGAGAAAAAGGGGUGCUACUGGGCCAUGGUGCAGGCUCCUGCAGAUGCUCCAGAAUGAAAGCCUUCUCAGACCUGCGCACUCCAUCUCCCUCCCUUUUCUUCUCUCUGUGGUGGAGAACCACAGCUGCAGAGUAGGCAGCUGCCUCCAGGAUGAGUUACUUGAAAUUUGCCUUGAGUGUGUUACCUCCUUUCCAAGCUCCUCGUGAUAAUGCAGACUUCCUGGAGUACAAACACAGGAUUUGUAAUUCCUUACUGUAACGGAGUUUAGAGCCAGGGCUGAUGCUUUGGUGUGGCCAGCACUCUGAAACUGAGAAAUGUUCAGAAUGUACGGAAAGAUGAUCAGCUAUUUUCAACAUAACUGAAGGCAUAUGCUGGCCCAUAAACACCCUGUAGGUUCUUGAUAUUUAUAAUAAAAUUGGUGUUUUGUA
Homo sapiens (human) is the source of this 2685-nucleotide messenger RNA. It is a transcript of the gene TAP1, whose product is annotated as transporter 1, ATP binding cassette subfamily B member. The record is from RefSeq and is marked reviewed. Gene Ontology annotation, cellular component: endoplasmic reticulum membrane; membrane; cytoplasm. Bases 69 to 2315 code for a protein of 748 amino acids. Gene Ontology annotation, molecular function: ABC-type peptide antigen transporter activity; ATP binding; ABC-type transporter activity. Gene Ontology annotation, biological process: peptide transport; transmembrane transport. The transcript has 11 exons. Lineage: Eukaryota; Metazoa; Chordata; Mammalia; Primates; Hominidae.